Chara braunii is the source of this 832-nucleotide messenger RNA. NCBI's taxonomy places the organism in Eukaryota, Viridiplantae, Streptophyta, Charophyceae, Charales, Characeae. The record is from the annotation of a GenBank genome assembly.
CGGAGACGCACACUUCUAUCACGCACACCGGUCAAAGACAAGCACACAUCACAUAUACAAACACACACACACACACACGCACACACACACACUACAUUUAGAGGUGCAGCUCAUUGUUGGACUCUGCAUUGUGAAGGUUGGACACCGCACCGAGGCUUGGGCUGUGCAUUGCGUGGAGGUUGAGCAGAAGGCUUGGGCUGUGCAUUGCGAUGACUGCACUGAGUACUCGCAACACGAAGAUGGGAGACUUAGCCUGCAGUGAUGCUGGAGCUGCAGCCUGCGGUGACAUUGCCCGGCAUACUGACCCUGCUUCAAGACUGGAAGAAGAAGUUGAAGAACUUGAAAGGGAUGUGGAGGAGAGGGCAGCGCGUUUGAGUGCAAUUCAAAAAGAUCUGAUGUCGAACUUCGCUCAGCGCCUUUACUCUCGAAUGCAGCUCAUGCGACCCCAACCGAUGGAUAGCGGUACUACAAGCGAAAGAGCGGCCGACGCAGGAGAGAGUCCCGCUGAAGCGGCUGAAGGUGAUAAUCACGAUUCAAGCAAAUCUGCAGCACAGGUGGUGAAAAAACAGGGAAAGCUGUCCGACAACAGCCUCGGCGACCAAGAUGCAGAAUGCGGAUCCACAGCACAUCUUGCAAAAAAGAGAAAGCUCCUUCAGGAGGGCCUUGGAAGAAGAGUGGAAGAGUUGCAGGCAGGUGCCGUCGCGCUGAAGGAGUCUUUUGCCGAGGCAAAUGCGUGUCUUGCACGAGAAGAAAGUGUUGUCCAGGCAAUUAAAAUAGGAGGAAUUCUCCAAGACAAAUAAAGGAGGGUGGAAAAUAAAGGGUUUGCGAAAUA